AUGUACAUGUACUCCAAAUUUUGGCCCAAGGGGGGGCACUCCGGCAUUCUACAUCACUACACAGAGACCCUGGUAACAUUUGAAUAUACCUCUAGCAGCAGUCGUCAGCCUCACAGUAUUCUAUUUGUCGGUGGCCUUGGGGAUGGUCUUGCCACGACGUCUUAUACAUCUGACUUGGUUCGAGCACUUCAGCCAACUGAAUGGUCAUUUUUUACACUCAAUCUCACGUCUUCCUAUCAAGCAUGGGGCCUUGGGCACCUUGACAGAGACACGGAUGAGAUUGCUCAAUGCAUAAGAUAUAUCAAGUCUUACAAGAAUGCCAAGUAUGGGUAUAGCAAACUCAUCCUCAUGGGGCAUUCAACUGGUAGCCAGUGCGUUUUGCACUACCUCAGCAAACCGAAUCCCCAUGUUUUUGUGCCACCCUUCGACCCUGAGCUGGAGCACGUCGAGCGCCUGGCGCUUGAUGGGGCCAUUAUGCAGGCACCGGUAUCCGACAGGGAAGCCAUUCAAUGGGUCCUGCAUCACGGAUUCGGGGGCAAAUCAGGAGCGGAACUAAGAAGUGUGUAUGAAAAUCUGCAGACCAUGGCGAAGGACGCCGCACUUCAGGAUCCGGCUUCCGACUCUAUGCUUCCCAUAUGGAUGACUUCGCAGAUCGGUUAUCCCUCCAAUACACCACUCAGUUGCCGAAGGUUCCUCAGCCUUACCAGCCCCGAAAGUCCAGAGUCACCCAGCGAGGACGAUGUAUUCAGCUCUGACCUGACGGACGAACAGCUGGGAAAGACGUUUGGAAUGAUCAAGGAACAAGGCCUACUGAAACACAAGCUGAUGGUUUUGAUCUCGGGAGCGGACCAGUCAGUGCCUGACUGGGUUGACAAAGAAAAACUGCUCUCGAGGUGGAAGAACGCCACUAAUCAGAACCAAAUGGUGGGAAAAUGGGAUGAAGAGCACAGUGGGCUGAUUCCAAAUGCAUCUCACGCGUUGAGUAAUGAUGAUCAAGCUGAGCCACGAAAGUUUCUUGUGGAGAGGGUUCUCGGAUACUUGGGAAGAAUGGAAUAA
Molecule: messenger RNA, 1056 nt
Organism: Trichoderma citrinoviride
Lineage: Eukaryota; Fungi; Ascomycota; Sordariomycetes; Hypocreales; Hypocreaceae
Product: DUF1749-domain-containing protein
Exons: 2
Coding region: 1-1056 (351 amino acids)
Source: RefSeq, a predicted model, not a curated record